Prorocentrum cordatum is the source of this 1267-nucleotide messenger RNA. Lineage: Eukaryota; Dinophyceae; Prorocentrales; Prorocentraceae. The record is from the annotation of a GenBank genome assembly.
CGUCAAUUGAAGAAAAAAAGCCCGCAGAUUAUGCCAUAAUUCACGGUGUCCUGGAAAACACGAUCGGCACGGCCACCUUCUUCGAGGUGAUCCAGAAGGUGCGCCGACAGAAAGAUGCAACUCCCCAAUACAGCCCCACACCAAUAUUCGCCAAAAGAAAUGUCUCUUACACCUGGCAUCCAAAGUCUAGGAAUAACAAGACCGCAAUCACAACCAUCCUGGGCGACUACGGUAUGGCCAGAGUACGAGAAGUCCCUUACGGAUUUUCACCCACGCGGGAAUCUCCUGGAAUAGCCCCACGAACUCACCAAACUCUCCCCGAAGACGUCGACGAAUGCGAGGCACAGCAUGGUGACUCUUCUUGCACGUAUUCCAAGAAACCGCUUUGAAUUCGGUAUUCCCCAAAACUCGGUCGAUACCCCCUCACUGCUGUAAACCGGCAAAAUGGCAGCGCGGACGCUCUCCGGACUCCACGAAAUCUUGGCGUCCACCCCGACAGAGCCCACGUUGGCCUCGCCGGUCGCCCCCUUGACGAACAGCUUGAACUCUGGGAACCAUGAGCACGAAGCCGUCCCCUCUUGACCCACCUUGCUCUGCAGGAACGCCUUGGCCUUGCCAGCGACCGCGUACUGCUUCGCCUCCUCAGGUUCGCGUUCCGCCGUGGUAAACAAGCACUUCCCAUUGAACUGGAGCUCCGGGUCGGCGUCGAGGCACUCCUUGAAGAACAUCGCCACUUCCGCUGCCACUGGAGGCUGCACAUGGACCCGGAUUUUGUACGCCUUGCUGCCGAACACCUCUAGCUCCCCAAUCUUCGGCGUGAGUCGCCGGGAGCGCGUUCUUCAGCUUCGUGAAGACGGCCUCCGCCUGGACCCUGCUGACACCCUUUGUGCGCCUCUCCGAGUACUCGCAGAAGCCCUUGAUGUCAACGUGGGUGGGCAUAUACUUCUUGACGCUCCCAUCUGAAGAUGCACCUCCUGAGUUCAAGAGGUACUCCACAACCUUUAUACGCUGGUCGAAAGCAUCAACCUUCUCCUCGAGUUUGUCAACCUUCGCCAUGACUUGGCCAAGCUUCGUGUCGAAGAGCAUGGUCAUCGCCUCCAUGGUAACCAGAGUAGUCGUGCUGGAGAGGCUGCAAACACAAGAACAGAGAAAACAGAUGAAUGUGAGAUGUGAAAAGGUGAGUGGCAGUAGGAUUGGAGUAGGAUAUGAGGAUGUGUGACCCUUCACCCUUGGCUUGAACUCAUUACUGGGUUCGUGACUCUCUCAC